Chenopodium quinoa (quinoa) is the source of this 717-nucleotide messenger RNA. Its product is annotated as miraculin-like. Gene Ontology annotation, molecular function: endopeptidase inhibitor activity. NCBI's taxonomy places the organism in Eukaryota, Viridiplantae, Streptophyta, Magnoliopsida, Caryophyllales, Amaranthaceae. The coding region runs from base 1 to 717 and encodes 238 amino acids. The record is from RefSeq and is a predicted model, not a curated record. The transcript has a single exon.
AUGGCACAUCACCUUAUCUUGUUAUCAUCAACCAUACUUGUUGCACUCCUCAUUCUCUCUCCUCCCACGGCCGCGGCCUCUCCCGUCCUAGACAUAGACGGGAACCCACUCGAAGCAGGCUCACAAUACUAUGUCCUCACUUCAGGCAGGGGAGCAGCAGGCCGCGGUGGCUUAACAGCUGAACCCGAUCUUUACGAUGGCAUUUGCCCUUUGUACGUAGGGCAGUAUUAUAGCUGGACUAAACAAGGUAGCCCCGUGAGUUUCCAUCCUGCAGACCCAUCACAAACACAAGUAACUCUAGGCGAAGACGUCAAUAUUGCCUUCGGACCAAGCUACGUCUGCAGAAACCAAGGGGUGUGGCAGCUCGGUACUACCACUGGUGAAGUAUUCUACUUAACUACCAACGGAGUUAUCGGAAAUGCCUCGAAUAAGGCCGAUUGGUUCAAGAUCGAGCAAGCUGCUUUUGGACCUGGAUCAUACAAGAUAGUUUACUGCUUUGCCACACCUGUUACUGAUAGCAGUUCUCAGACUCAGAGGAGUGAAAACUGUCAGCAGUUCGAUUCUACGGCACCCGGGCCGCCCGGUUCAGACUGGUCCUGGUUAAGUUUCGUGCCCAUUGAUGAUCCUCUUCCCUUCUUUGGGUUUGUGUUCAAGAAGUUUACUAGUACUAGUACUUUUUUGAACCCCAAGUUUACUACUACUAGUAGUUACUCGUAA